Messenger RNA from Mesorhabditis spiculigera, 987 nucleotides. The record is from the annotation of a GenBank genome assembly. Lineage: Eukaryota; Metazoa; Nematoda; Chromadorea; Rhabditida; Rhabditidae.
AUGCCGUUGUGGUCGUGCUUCAAGGGUCGCUCGGUCUUUGACCCGCAUCAUGUGACCACGAAGCUGAAGCUUUCCCUUUCCCAACUGGAGCAAGGUGUCCCCGGUGCGCAUCACAAGGUUGAGAAGCGUUUGAAUCAGGUGCUGGAUAUCGUCCAGGGGCAGGACCCGAGUUCUCGCCUGGUAGCUGCAUUGGCCCACCAUUUUCGCGUCAACAACAUCUUCCGAGAUAUCAUUGCCUACAUGCAUCUGCUGCACACGCAGGAGAGAGUGAACGCCGCCCAUAUCUUUGUCACCAUUUUCCGUCGCGAGAUCGACCGAUGUUCCCCGACCGUCGAGUAUCUCCGCGCUCGUCCGGAAUCGUUCAUGAGCAUCUACAUGGGCUGCUUCGAGAUCGAGACCAACACGGCUUUCACUAGGAUGAUGCACGAGUGUAUUGCCCACGAGCGUUUGGUCAAGAUCCUUUACGAGGACGAGCGUUUCUACCUCAUCUUUACCCAUGCCUUCUCCGCUGAUUAUACCAUUUGUGUCACUGCUCUGGAACUGUUGGAGGCCCUCCUCGUCCGCCAGCGCAUGCUUACCGCUAAGUUAAUGAAGAAUAACUAUGAGCGCGUCUUCAAGGCCUACAACAAGUUGAUGGAUUGCAGCAAAUACAUCGUGCGUCGUGAAGCGCUCAGGCUGCUCCCGCAAUUCCUCAUUCAUCCUUUCUACCAAGAGAUCAUGGUGCGCUACGUUGGGGAUCUUGCAAACCUGGAGCGUGUCACCAAGUUGAUGACGCACGACCCGAUCGAGAAUAUUCAGAUUGAGUCGUUCCAUUGCUUCAAGCUGUUCCUGGUGAACCCGCUAAUGCCGAAAGACAUCAAGGCCUAUCUGAUUGAAAAGCGCGAGCAGAUUGUCGAUUUCAUCGAAGAAUUCGACCGACAGCACGGAGAGGGCGCGAACGAUUUCGACGAGCACAAAUGCCUCCUCCAUAUCCUCCGCGGUCUCAAA